Messenger RNA from Aphis gossypii (cotton aphid), 1665 nucleotides. RefSeq names its product facilitated trehalose transporter Tret1-2 homolog. Gene Ontology annotation, molecular function: sugar transmembrane transporter activity. NCBI's taxonomy places the organism in Eukaryota, Metazoa, Arthropoda, Insecta, Hemiptera, Aphididae. Gene Ontology annotation, cellular component: membrane. The transcript is spliced from 6 exons. Bases 111 to 1478 code for a protein of 455 amino acids. Gene Ontology annotation, biological process: carbohydrate transport; transmembrane transport. The record is from RefSeq and is a predicted model, not a curated record.
UACAAGACUCAGAUAAAACUUAAUCGCCGGCUAGUCUUGGGAAGUCGGCGCGAAUGUAUACCGCGUGUAUUUUAAUCAUACGUUCGGAAUCUCGAUAAUCUGUUGGAAUUAUGUUCAGUGUAGUGAACGAUAAAAUACCUCAGAUUGUUUUCGCGUUAUCAGCGUCCCUGGGUGCGUUCGUCAUCGGCACAGUGCUCGGAUGGUCAUCGCCGACGAUGACGAUGUUGGAGAACGGGACCGCCGUCAGUUUCGAGGUGUCGUCAAUGGCCGCGGCGACCGCGUGCUCGCUGUUCGGCGUGGGCGCUGUGAUCGGCGCCGUGCCCGCCGGCGCCGUGUCGUCCGUGUUCGGCCGACGAGUGUCGCUCAUCGUCAGCGAGGCGCAUGUGGUCUUCGGCUGGUUGAUGAUCGCGUUCCCGAAGGCCGCGCGGAUGCUGUACGUGGGCCGGAUACUGCAGGGCGUCGGGUGCGGUGCCAUGUGCACCAUAAUACCCAUGUACGUCGGCGAGAUUGCCGAACCCGAGAUUCGAGGGUUCCUUGGUGGUUUAUAUCAGUUGUUCGUCGUGGCCGGCAUUUUGUACUCAUAUGUGCUUGGAAACUUUUUGAAUUAUACCCAACUCAACUUAGCGUGCGGCGUGUGGAUGGUGAUUCACAUACUUGGACUGUUGUACAUGCCGGAAUCACCGUAUUUCCUAAUCCAGGAAAACAAAAAAGUUUCCGCCGAAGAAGCAUUGGCCCGGCUUCGAGACGCCGAUCACGACUGCAAGGCUGAACUCGUCGAGAUACAGAAAUUUGUCGAAGAAGAGCAAAAGAACAGUUAUACGGCGCGCGAAGUGCUCGAGAAGGACGUGAACCGGAGGGCACUGACGAUUGGCAUCGGUUGUAUGUUUUUCCAGCAGACGACCGGUAUCAAUGCGAUCAUAUUCUAUAUGAAACACGUGUUCGAAAUUUCGGGAAGUGACAUUAGUCCCGAACUAUGCACCACCAUUGUUGGCACAAUACAGGUGGUAAUGACAUUCGUAUCUAUGAUGAUCACGGACAAGUUCGGCAGACGUUCGUUAAUGGUGUACUCGAUGACUUCGAUGGGCCUUUGUUUACUGGCACUGUCAUACUAUUUUUUUUCAAAAAAAUACAACCCUCACGUGGCUCAAACGCUGGACUGGUUACCACUCGUGACCAUAGUGUUGUACAUAUCCAUGUUCUCGAUCGGGUGCGGUCCCAUACCGUACAUAAUUAUUGGAGAAAUAUUCUCAUCAGAACUUAAGUCAAUGGGCACAGGCAUGUCAAUUGCCACCAAUUGGAUAUUGGUCUGGUUGGUAACGUGUCUGGCCGAACCUAUGGACAAAUUUAUCGGUCCGAGUGGUACAUUUUUCGUGUACUCUGGGUUCUGUUUUAUGGGCAUGUUGUUUGUCGUCAAUUGCGUACCGGAGACUAAAAAUCGAUCUCUAGCUGUAAUUCAAUCGGACCUCGAAAAGAACUAACAAACGGUUUUAGUUCGUCUCGUUGGAGUGAGUCGUUAAACCCACUUUAUAAACACAAUGUAAUUUUGAUUAAAAUUAAAUGUAUAUGAUUGAUAACUGGAAUUAAGUGAUAACAUAAUUUUUGUACGAUAACAAUAAUAAUAAUAAAAAAUUAUCGAUAAAAUAAAUUUAUGUGCUUUAGAAUUAA